Molecule: messenger RNA, 1611 nt
Organism: Caenorhabditis remanei
Lineage: Eukaryota; Metazoa; Nematoda; Chromadorea; Rhabditida; Rhabditidae
Exons: 6
Coding region: 1-1611 (536 amino acids)
Source: RefSeq, a predicted model, not a curated record
AUGGACAAUUUGACCACCCUCUUGUCGAGUUCAAUGACGACUAACAGUUUGGCUGCUACAACCGAAAAGCGGAUCUUCACAAUCGUUUCGGAGAGAAUGGAAAUGUCAGAUUCUCCACUUAAAAGGUUGACACUGUUUUCAAUCAUUCGUAUUUUCCAGAGUGUCAGCCCCAAUAAUACUAUUUUCGCUGUUCCGUCACUAAGCGAGGAUACGAUGAGCUCGCUAUCUGGAAGGAUUCGUCUUAUCGAUUCAUCAGAAGACAAUAAUGGAUCGGAAGAUCAAUUCGAAUUGGAUGAGGCGUCCGAACAGAAUGAUCGAUCGAAAAUUGAAGAAAGACCAUCGGAACGAAACAAGCUCUACAAACACACACAAUCCGUGAUGACCGCGACCAAACUCAAAGAGAUGGAGAUUCGUGGAACACUUGUCCGACCCCUCAACGCCAAGAAGUUGAUGGUUCUGAAAGAAGUCAAAGUUCAAGAAAUGUUUUCUUUAAAUACGGCGUCCCUUUUGUCAAUGAUUUUAUCGAAAUCGGACGGAGAGUUGAGAAGAGGAAUAUUGGUUGAAGGCAACCAUCGUGUUGCCACAAUCAUGAAAAACGAUUAUGAUCUAACCGGAUCAUUCGAUUUUCGAAUCCCGAUGUCAUUGUAUGAGAUUGAAGACAGAGUUUUCGAUGAGGCGUGGACACAUUGCCAAGAACUGAAAGUGUCUGACAACUCGCCGGACCGUUCUCGAGUGUCUCUGGAAAAGAUCCCAACUACAAUUCUCAAUAUAGCAAUGAUGGAGCACUGGAGUGGGGAACGCCGAAGAAAUGAGAAAAUCAGUCGAGAAGAUACAGUUGUCUUCAUGCUCCGUUAUCUGCAGAAGACUGUGAGCGACAAGGAAAUCAAGACGAUGCGGGACCACCCUCACCAGAGAAGUAAAUUUUGGAAAAGUCUCGAAAAACAAGGCUUGAUCAUGGCGUCGGGAAAUUUCUACUUGUCAAUGCAACCACUAUACUUUUUACUAAUGAUGCCUGCUACUCAAAAAGUUUGUCUCGAAAAAUUCGCGAAAGGAAAAUUCCUGAAGACUAACAGACUUUACGUCACGGCAUGUAACGCCAGUUUGAUUGACGAUCAUGCAGUUGCCAAUGCCAUCUCAGAAUAUCCACCAAUAACUGCGGAGACACUUCAUGAGCGGCUUCUAAAACUUACAAAAAAGGCUAUUGGAAGGAAAGACUCUGGAUUCAUUGUUCACGAGAGCAUUGAGCAGAUCGAUAAUGGAGCUCGUUGUUUCUUCUAUGAACGCGUACCGAUGGAGAAGGUUCAACUAAUGAUAUCCAAGUCUCUCCAAGUGUUGAUCGUGGAGCCUAUACCCGAUUCGCUUCAACUGUAUUGCAGAUGGAAUGAUAAACAAAUCGGAGUCGGAAUUACUCACAAAAGUGCUUACGGUGGGAAAAGAGGAAUGCUCUCAAAUAUGAUGAUGAUGGGACCGGGGUUCCUCGGUGUAGAUGGUGAAAAGCCGAAUGCAUCUACAAAAUUUGAAGACGUCUUUCGGACGCAUUUUUCGGGUGAGAAGGAGUUUUCAGUGCACGUCGUCACCGGAUUCUUCGAACUUGAUUCAUGCUCGAACUGA